AUGCAAUAUUUUAGCUCCAAGGUCAAUGUUGAUGGCAAAAUUGGUGCAUGUGGAUUUUUGCCUAUAUCUCCAAUAACGGCAUUAGUUCAUCCUGUUCGGCUCGUUAAAGUUGAUGAUAAUGGUGAAAUUAUAAGAAAACCUAAUGGGUUAGCUGUUCCAUGCAGGCCUGGACAAACAGGAGCAAUGGUUUCAACAAUUCGUCAUGAUAAUCCUUUACUUGUUUUUGAUGGAUAUUUAAAUAAAACAGAAACAAAAAAAAAAGUAAUUCAAAAUGUUUUCCGGCAUGGAGAUAGUGCUUUCUUAACUGGAGAUAUUUUACAUUGGGAUAGACUUGGAUAUUUAUAUUUUAGAUUACGUACUGGAGAUACUUUUCGGUUUAAAGGAGAGAAUGUUAGCACUACAGAAGUGGAAGGUGUUCUUCUUCCUUUAAAAAGUAUUAUCGACGCUGUAGUUUAUGGAAUAAAUAUUCCAGGAAUCGAAGGUAGUAUAGGUAUGGCAGCAAUUGUAAGAAAUAGAAUUGAACAAACACCUGAUGAGGAAUUUCUUCAACAAUUAAGUGCGCGUCUUAGAGCAGCUUUACCUCCAUAUGCAAUUCCUCGAUUUAUUCGUAUUUGUAGUUCUGUUGAUAGAACUGGUACAUUUAAAUUAGUCAAAACAAAUUUGCAAAGGUUAGCACUAGGCAACCCCCCAAGUAUUUCUUUGGAAGAUCAACAACGGGUUUUCUUUUUUGAUACAAAAAUAAAGCAAUAUAUGCCCCUUUGUGAGGAUUUACGGCAAAGGCUUGAAGAAGGAAAAUUAGAACAAACAGAUUUAAUGAAAAUUUUUGCUUAAAUUGUCAUUUAAAAAAUUUUUAAUUUGCCAAAUUUAUUAAUUAUAUAAUUUUUUUGCUCAAAAAUAUAUUUUUUAAAAAUGAUUGUCUUUGUUUUUCUUUGCGAAGAAGCUUAGGGAGAUUAAAUUUUUUUUAGAUCUACAGACGUACAUUUUUGGAUUUUGAAAGCCAAUCGGUGUAGACAAACUUUUGCACCUCAGUGUACAUUUAAGGUUAAUUGAGUCU
This is a messenger RNA of Meloidogyne enterolobii, 1054 nucleotides long. Lineage: Eukaryota; Metazoa; Nematoda; Chromadorea; Rhabditida; Meloidogynidae. The record is from the annotation of a GenBank genome assembly.